CAAUGGCCCUGGCCCAGGAAGGUAGCACAGUGGAAUCCAAGAUCUACGACACACUCCAGUGGCAGAUCUGGACCCUCCUGCCUGGCUUCUGCACGAGGCCCACGGAUGUGGCUACCUCCUUCAGAGGGCUGGCGCGGACGCUGGGCACAGCCAUCAGCGAGCGCCCGGACCUGAGGGUCACUGUGUGCCAAGCCCUGCGCACCCUCAUCACCAAGGGCUGUGAGGCGGAGGCCGACCGUGCCGAAGUGAGCCGCUUUGCCAAGAACUUUCUGCCGAUCCUCUUCAACCUGUACGGGCAACCCGUGGCCGCCGGGGACACUCCCGCUCCCCGCCGAGCUGUGCUGGAAACCAUCAGAACUUACCUCACCAUAACGGAGACUCAGCUGGUGAAUGGUUUCCUGGAAAAAGCCAGUGAGAAGGUGCUGGACCCUGCCAGCUCUGACUUCACCAGACUGUCUGUCCUGGACCUGGUCGUGGCCCUGGCUCCUCACGCCGACGAAGCCGCCAUCAGCAAGCUGUACGCCACCAUCCGGCCCUACCUGGAGAGCACAGCCCACGGGGUGCAGAAGAAGGCCUACCGGGUGCUGGAGGAGGUGUGUGCCAGCCCCCUGGGCCCAGGGGCCCACUUCGUGCAGAGCCACCUGGACGACCUGAAGAUGACCCUGCUGGACUCGCUGCGGAGCACGGCCUCGCCUGCCAAGAGGCCCCGCUUGAAGUGCCUCAUGCAUAUCGUGAGGAAGCUCUCGGCCGAGCACGAGGACUUCAUCGCUGCCCUUGUCCCGGAGGUGAUCCUGUGCACCAAGGAGGUGUCAGUGGGCGCCCGGAAGAACGCGUUCGCCCUGCUCGUGGAGAUGGGCCUCGCUUUCCUGCAGUUUGGCCCGAACCAGGAAGAGGCCCUGCAGCGCUACCUCGUCCUGAUCUACCCUGGCCUGGUGGGCGGAGUGACCAUGAUCAGUUGUAGCAUCCUGGCUCUGACCCACCUCCUUUUCGAGUUUAAAGGUCUGAUGGGGACCAGCACGGUGGAGCAGCUGCUGGAGAACGUGUGCCUGCUCCUGGCCUCCCGCACCCGCGACGUGGUCAAGUCCGCGCUGGGCUUUAUCAAGGUGGCAGUGGUUGUCAUGGACGUGGCGCACCUGGCCAAGCACUUGCAGCUGGUGAUGGAAGCCAUCGGGAAGCUGUCGGACGACAUGCGGCGGCACUUCCGCAUGAAGCUCCGCAACCUCUUCGCCAAGUUCAUCCGCAAGUUCGGGUUUGAGCUGGUGAAGAGACUGCUGCCCCAGGAGUACCACAGAGUCCUGGUCAACAUCCGGAAGGCCGAGGCCCGGGCCAAGAGGCACCGCGCCCUGAGCCAGGCAGCUGAGGACGAGGGAUUCGAGGAGGAGGAAGAGGAGGAGGAGCCUGCCCCGGGCAAAGGCGACAGCAUCGAGGAAAUCCUGGCUGACUCGGAGGACGAGGAGGACAGUGAGGAGGCGGAGAGGGGCCGUGGCAGAGACCAGAGGAAGCUGGCUCGGCAGAGGAGCCACGCGUGGCUGAAGGAGGGCGGGGCGGACGAGCCCCUCAACUUCCUGGACCCCAAGGUGGCCCAGCGAGUCUUGGCCACGCAGCCCAGGCCGGGCCGGGGCAGGAAGAAGGACCAUGGCUUCAAGAUGAGCUCUGACGGCCGGCUGAUCAUCAGAGAGGAGGCGGACAGCGGCGACAGGGUGGAGGAGGACGACGGCGCCAGAGGUGAGGAUGCAGAGAUGGCCGACCUGAUGGAAGACGCGGGCAUUGGGAGUAGAAAGCGCCAGAAGCUGAAGCCUCCGGGAGAGGCUGAAGAGGAGGAGCUAGAGAUGCCCCCUCAGUACCAAGCUGGAGGCUCCGGCAUCCACCGCCCCAUGGCCAAGAAGGUUGCGCCUGGGGCUGAAUACAAGGCCAAGAAGGCAAGAGGUGACAUGAAGAAGAAAGGCCGCCUCGACCCGUACGCCUACAUCCCCCUCACCCGAGUCAAGCUCAACCGCAGGAAGAAGAUGAAGCUGCAGGGACAGUUCCAAGGCCUGGUGAAGGCUGCCCAGCAAGGGUCCCGGGUGGGACACAAGCUCCGCAGAAAGGACCACCAGCCCUGAGGUCCUUCUGGGCCUUGGCAUCGGCACCAGGGCUCGGGGCUCUGGCGGGUCUGGGCUCGGGGGGCUGUCAGAGCUGGGCCUGGCUCUCAGAGAUGCGCCCCAGUUUCGGAAGCUCCGAGUGGGAACCGCCCUUUGGAGACGUCCCUGGGCGCCGAGGUGGGACUGAGGCUCACGGCCUCUGAGGAGGCCCAGUGGGGGGCCUGGCCUCGGCCCAGAUUGGCCGUGAGCAACCGUGGGCAAUCUUCGUCUCCUCCAGCCGCCUGGAGCCACGUGGCACCCUCAGCCUGGCCGCGGGUAUGUGAGAUGUGCCGUGAGCAGACUUAGAAUAAAUGCGUGUCCCCUGCACUGUC
Messenger RNA from Carlito syrichta (Philippine tarsier), 2452 nucleotides. It is a transcript of the gene RRP12, whose product is annotated as ribosomal RNA processing 12 homolog. The record is from RefSeq and is a predicted model, not a curated record. The annotation marks the transcript as partial. The transcript has 19 exons. NCBI's taxonomy places the organism in Eukaryota, Metazoa, Chordata, Mammalia, Primates, Tarsiidae.